AUGAAUAAAUUUUAUAUUCAAAUUGUUUUUUUUCUUUUAAGCAUCUUCAUAUAUGUGAAUAAUAAAACCCUUGCAACUGAGCUGGCUCCAGAAGAAAAUACAAAAACAAAAGAAGAAACAAAAGAAGAAACAAAAACCAAACCCAAAAGACGUUAUCCUACUCCAGAAGAGAUAUAUGAAAAAAACAAGCAACUAUUAUGUACUGAUCCCAAAGAAAUAGAAAAUGCAGUCGAACUUAUGAACGAAGCUAUAAUGCAUUUAGCAUAUCAUGCUACAAGUAAAGAUGAUUAUGAAUUAUGUGAAUCAAAUCUAUCUUAUAAUAAUACUUUUAGUAAAAAAAAACAUGGAGAUACAGUUGUUCAAAGAAUUAGUUUUAUAUAUUAUGAUCCCAAAAAAUAUAACGAAAUAAUAAACUUGUUAUGGAAUCCUUCUUUUGCAAAUAGGUUCAAUAAUGGCUUUGUUAAAAGAAAAAUUGACCGUGUGUACAACCCAAAUUUAGUAAUAAUACAGCAACGUUACAAAAAUUCGAUUUUUGACCGUUGGAAAUAUUUUUAUGCUUUAGCUGCAAAGGUUGAUAUAUCAGAAAAAAAAACUAUAAUUGUCAUGACUUCAGCAAAUAUAAAUGAUGGCUAUCCUUCCGAGAAAGAAUAUAAAAACACAAUAAUAGAAAGCGCAAAUUUGUUCAAAAUUGACAUUGAUUCUAGUGAAUCUAUUAGAAGUGGAAAAUUUGAAAAAACAUUUCUUAACAUAGCUGGAUUCCUCAUUGAAAAAAAGGAAUGGAAUAUUGAUAUCACCUAUCUCGAAUCUAUUGAUGGGCAUACUUCCAAUUUUAAAAAAUUAAUUAUUAGAAAAGCUUUAGUUAAUUCUUUUCAUUAA
Molecule: messenger RNA, 876 nt
Organism: Plasmodium vinckei vinckei
Lineage: Eukaryota; Apicomplexa; Aconoidasida; Haemosporida; Plasmodiidae
Product: fam-a protein
Exons: 6
Coding region: 1-876 (291 amino acids)
Source: RefSeq, a predicted model, not a curated record